AUGACUGAUAAUAAGAUUGAAGAAAUUGAGAGGUAUAAGAAGAGUUUUGUAUAUUCUGAGUCUGAAUAUGAAUAUGUUAGUUCUGCGUUUUCAUACGAUGGUGAAAUUUUUGUUACAUCAGGAGGAGAUAAUACGUAUCGAAUUCAUUCAUUAAGUAAUCCUAAAGAGCCUACAAUAUUAAAAUCACAACUCUUUGGUUCUGGAAUGAUUAAAUACACUCACCACCCCCAUGUUAUAUUAACUUCCUUUAAUAAUAGAGGAAUAUUAAAUUCAUUAGGACUUCUUUGUUUUGAUACAAAAGAGUUUGUUCGUGUAUUUCAUGGUCAUACAGACGAAAUUAUUUCCAUUGACCAUAAUAAUUCAAGUGACAUGUUUUUGUCAACUUCUCUUGAUUCUCAUGUAAUGCUUUGGGAUCCUCGUGCUAAUAACCCAUGUACUUCAAAUAUUUUCUUUGGCAAAAUAUUUCCAGUAGCCUGUUUUAAUAAUGAUGGUACAAAAGUUGUUGUAAUAGAAGAAAAUAAUGGUCAUGUGUUUGACUUAAAAAAAUUCCCUUAUGAGCCACUUUUUAAUUUUGUUCUUCCAACAGAAAGACCUUAUAGAAGAGUUACUUGUUCUCUUGAUGGGUCUAAAGUUGCAGUUUCAUCACCAUCAGGUAAUAUUUUUGUUAUAGAAAAUUUUGAAUCUACUGCCCCCAUUAUUGUUUGUUAUUUUUUCUUUAAAAAACAUACUACAACACCAAUGCCUCAAAGUAAUCAAACAACAGUACGUUCAAUAAAAUGUAACUAUAAAUAUCCAAUUGUAGCAACAACAUGUUCAGUAGUAAAUUGGUGGUCGUAUGAUGAUUAA
Molecule: messenger RNA, 846 nt
Organism: Entamoeba nuttalli P19
Lineage: Eukaryota; Evosea; Mastigamoebida; Endamoebidae
Product: WD domain, G-beta repeat-containing protein
Exons: 2
Coding region: 1-846 (281 amino acids)
Cellular component (GO): Set1C/COMPASS complex
Molecular function (GO): chromatin binding; protein binding
Source: RefSeq, a predicted model, not a curated record